CUUUACCCCCCCCCCCCCCCCCCCCAAUCCUCUUCUAACUCCCAAGUCAAGCUCCCGCAUUUCAUCGCAUAUAACCUCCACUGCACGAAGUUGCACUCAUCUGUGACCUUCGCUGCUCUUGUCCUUCUCCAGCAAUUGAAAGCACACUUCCCCACUGCUCGGGGAUCUUCGGGACACCACCAGUUCGUGUCUGCAUUC
This is a messenger RNA of Suillus clintonianus, 198 nucleotides long. RefSeq lists its product as uncharacterized. Lineage: Eukaryota; Fungi; Basidiomycota; Agaricomycetes; Boletales; Suillaceae. The transcript has a single exon. The record is from RefSeq and is a predicted model, not a curated record. The annotation marks the transcript as partial.